GGAAAGAGCGUGAGAAAGGGAAGGGGAAUUUCAUGUCAGAGCUGCAGUUUGAGUUCCAUUCUUGUAAUUUGGAGAAGAAUCAGGACAGAAACUGGGAGAGGAGAAGGCUGUCGCUGUAAUUGGGAGACAGAGGAAAACUCAAUUUCUGAGUGAGCAGCUCCGCGAUCUGAAGGAUAAGCAUGAAGAGUGGUGGUAACCAUGGAUCCUCCUGUUUGCUUUGCUGCUACAAACCGGAGCGACUAAAAGACAAGGACCAAAUUAGGAAAUGAAGAGGGGAACCAACAGCUUAUUAACCUCCUUUUGACUCUGCUUCCUGCAAAAAAAGACCUUCAGGGGGAAAGCAGCAGCUGAUAAUGAUCGCCUGAUGCAACUCUUCCAGAAGCUGACAGUGAGAGGAAACCACAGCUGUCACGAGCUAGAGUUGUCGCCAGCUGCAGCUAAAAUUAAAAGUGGGGAAAAGAGAAAAUUCCUGGAGGAACAUGGGACAUGGAGUUCAAAGCAGUGAGUUGACAACCAGGAGCAAAUGAGCAGCAGUGGAUUUGGCAGCUUGCUCCAGGGCAGGCGAUUCUACUGCCGGGAAUGGGCCCUGGACAAGCUGCGGCGCUGCCUGGACAACUGCUCCAUGCCAGGACACCCGCCGGGGCUGCUGGUAACAGGGGGUGCAGGUGCAGGAAAAACCGCCCUGUGCACAGAGGUGGUGUGGCCCACCUCGAAAGCAGGAGUGGAAGUCAGGCUUGCACCACGCUGCCUGGCUUCCCACUUCUGCCACAGGGAGGACCAGAGAAGUACGGUGCUGUGGAGGUUUGUCCUAAGCCUGGUGGAGCAGCUUAGAGUCUCACCUCUCCUCCCUCCUGGGUAUGAAGACAUCCUGAAGAGCCCAUCUGUGUCCCCUACUCUGGAUCCACUCACCUGUCAGAAAGACCCAGACGACACCUUCAAGAGAGCAGUGCUGGGACCCCUGCUGGACCUUCCUCCUCCUGCCCAGACUGUAAUGAUGGUGGUGGACUCCCUUGAUGUAGGAUAUGAGGCAGGCAUUGGAGAUGGAAAGAGCAGCUCAAUUGCAGAGCUUUUGGCUGCCAAUCAACACCUGCUGCCCGGCUGGCUGCUGCUAGUCUGCUCUGUCCGCCGUCACAAUAAAACUGUUUGCAAGAUGUUUUCAGGUUUCCGUAAGCUCUGUCUGGAUGAUCUGAGGAAGCCCCCACCAGUCCGUGACGUACAGCAGUACAUCCUCUGCCGGCUUGAUGAAGAAGCAGCACUCCGUCGUCAGCUCACCCCAGACACAGCUGAUAUGUUGAAUCUCCUGCACAUCAAGAGCAGCGGCUGCAUGCUCUUCCUCGAGCGUGUGCUGGAUGGCGUUGCAGGAGCACUGGUGGGUCUCAGAGAGAUCCGGGAUAUACCAGGGACUCUGAAUGGACUCUACCUUUGGUUGUGCCAGAGACUGUUUCCCCGAGGGCUCUUUGUCUAUGUCCGGCCUCUCCUCAAUGUCCUCUUGGCUGCCCCAAGACCCCUCACACCCAAAGAACUCUUCACAGCAGUUUGGACCCAUGACAACUUGCUCAGCCUUCAGGAUUUCCAGAACAAGCUACGAACCCUCUCUCCUCUCCUGAUUGAUGGUCCUGGGGGCACCAAGAUACUUUUCCAUGCUAGCUUUGCUGAGUGGCUGAUGGAUGUGAAGUAUUGCACACAGAAGUACUUGUGCAGCAAAACUGAAGGCCACAGUAUGCUUGCCAUGGCUCUGACUUUGCAGGGACCAUACUUGGAUAUUGAGGAUACUUGCCAGCUUGCCACACAUUUAGUCUGCUCAGGUCACCAUAAAGAAAAUCCCUCUUUAUUAGCACUCUGGAUGAUAUGGGCUGGUGUGCCUGUUCUUGCUCCCAGCAGCAGCACUACGAACCAUCCUCCUAUUCUGGUCAGCCAGGAAGUCCUGCAGCUGCUAAAGAGGAGUGGGCUGGUCUCUACAGCUUUUCUUGCAGAUGCUGAUGAAAGUGCUGAAGUGAACUCUAUGGAUGAAAAAGAAACUAACUCACAACAGGAACUUGAAAAGGACAUUUCUGUAAAGAAGCUGUUGGACAGCUGGUUGUCUGUAAACCAUGCUGGUUGCACAGAUGGACGGACCUUGCUUGCCAGUGCAGCCCAUGAGGGUUCUGCAAAUAUAACUGAACUCCUCCUUGCACAUGGAUCCAAUCCACUAGAAUGUGAUGUUCACGGUCAAACACCACUGACUUUGGCUUCCAGGCAGGGCCAUGUCAAAGUCUUGUCCGUGCUCCUGGAGUGGGCAAAGAGUCAGGAGCAUGAGACUGCAAUGCGGAUAAUGGAACAUGUAGACAAUGAAGGCUGGACAGCGUUGCGUUCCGCAGCAUGGGGAGGACACAGCGAGGCUGUCCGGCUUCUUCUGGAUGCAGGAGCAGAAGUGGAUGGAUGUGACACUGAGGGCAGGACUGCUCUAAGGGCUGCGGCAUGGGGUGGUCAUGAAGAAAUUGUCCUAACCCUCUUGGACUUUGGGGCACAGGUUGACAAAGUGGAUAGCAAAGGUCGGACACCUCUCAUAGCUGCUGCCUAUAUGGGACAUCAUGAAGCUGUGGAAAUUUUGCUGGACCACAAUGCAAAAGUUGACUUAGCUGAUGGAGAUGGACGCACUGCUCUGUCAGUUGCUGCCCUCUGUGUCCCUACAGCUGCAGGGGUCAAAGGUUACGGUGAGGUGGCAAGUUUGUUGCUGGAGCGUGGAGCAGAUCCCGGCCGCAGAGAUAACGAUGGAAUGACACCAUUGCUUCUGGCAGCUUAUGAGGGUAAUGAUGACGUAGUUGAGCUUUUGUUAGAAGCUGGUGCUGAUGUAGAUGAGACUGCUGGCCCUGAUGGCAAUGUCCCUGCUGCAGCUGCCGUUACCCCCCUGCUGGCAGCUGCAGCCAUGGGUCACAUGAAGACAGUAUCAAGACUGCUUUUCUGGGGGGCGGCUGUGGAUGCAAUUGAUUCUGAAGGCAGGACAGCACUCUGCCUGGCAGCAGCAAGAGGCAGCGUUGAGGUUGUCCGAUCCCUGCUGGACAGAGGCCUGGACGAAAACCACAAAGAUGACCUUGGCUGGACUCCACUUCAUGCUGCUGCCUGUGAAGGCCAUCGGGCUGUUUGUGCCGCUUUGACAGAGCGAGGUAGCAUGGCACGAGUUGGAGAGAUGGACAUCGAAGGACGCACCCCUCUUAUACUUGCUGCUCAGGAAGGCCACUGGAGCACUGUCAGACUGUUGUUGGAUAGACGGUCUCCCAUUGACCACAGGGCAUAUGAUGGGCAUUCUGCUUUGAGUGCCGCUCUCCUUGAAGGCCAUACUGAGGUUGCAGAGUUGCUUAUGAGGCGAGGUGCUGAUACUGAUGUCCGGGAUGCAGAGGGAAGGCCUCUUCUCUACCUCCUGGUGUUAGAGGGUCGUCUUGACAUGGCUACACUUCUCAUAGAAAAAGGCGGGGUGCCUCUGGAGUCUAGAGACCCUGAAGGCCGCACAGCACUUCAUGUGGCUUCAUGGCAAGGAUCUGUGGAAAUGGUAGACCUACUUUUAAGACAUGGUGCUAACCCCAAUGCACAGGACACAGAGGGAAGACCACCUUUGCAUUCAGUAGCUUGGACAGGACAUGUUGAAGUAGGACAUCGUCUCCUUGAAGCCAACGGUGUAAAUAUAGACCUUGCUUGCCAUCAGGGGGCAACAACUCUGAGCAUUUCUGCCCAGGAGGGACAUGCCAAUAUUGUUGCAAUGCUACUGGAAAGAGGAGCAAACCCUGAUCACAUGGAUAAAUAUGCCCGUAGUCCAAUCAAAGUGGCAGGGAAACAUGGCCACUUUAACAUUGUCAGGCUUUUGGAGAGCUAUGGAGCCAAGCCUUACUUAGGCCUGCUAACCUCCAGCACUUUCUCCCCUAUAAAACCCAACAAGCUCUUCUCCUCAGGCAUCUCAAAUAUUAACGGAGGUGAAGUCACCGCCACUACCUCCUCGUCUUCGAUAUCUUCUCCCGGCUCCACUGCUGAACGAUUUCACUCCAUGCAGAGCUCCCAAACCUCAUCUACUUGUCACUCACUGGCCACAGUUCAGACAGUGCCAGCUGACAGUCUCAGCUUUAUUCAGCAGAUCCAACAGCACUCACUGCCACGCAGUCGUAGCCGUCCCUCAACCCUCCCCCCACCUGGGAGCUCAGGCAUGGGCAGCCUCCAUGGAAGCACCCAGAGGCAUCCAAAAGGCAGCCCUCCCACUGUUUGCACGGUCACUGCCAUGGUGCACAACUGUGAACUGCCUCAGAAAGGCUUGUCGUCCGGUCUUGAAUAUCACAACAAAAUGUACAAACAACAAACCUAUGCUGGUGGCAAAUGGCAAUCAGUCAUGACUUCCCUUGGGAUAAUGCCAGGGCAAGACAACCCUGCAGUUGGUGCUAAAGACCGAGAGAGUCCUCCUCUCGGCUACCCAUACAGGCUUCAAAGCCAACUACAAGGGAAAGCUUGGGAUUCUGUACCCCAAAAGAACUUUUUGUCACCGAAUUGCUACAAUUUUACUCCAGUCUCACCUUGUAGUGCCUUGCCGGAAGAUGUUAUGGUUGCAAUGACAACUGCUGAUCCACAGCUCAAUCUGAAACAGGCCAUUAAACUGCAGUUUGAAGGUCCCACCAGUGCAGCCUUGUACAAGAGAGAGACCCCCCUUUGACUGCCUGGGUUGUACUUAACCAAAGCUAUUGCUACACUCCUUUCCCAAACCUUUUCUUUUAUUAAGUGUAUGGGGUUGGCUGAGAAACAUUGGUCUUAAAAUGUCAAUUCAAUCGCAAGCAAUUGCUCAAAUACUUUCUGAUUCCACUGUCUCAAUUCAAGGACUUUUGUAGCAUUUUAAAUGAAUAUAAUGGGGUUUCACAUUAAUUUAUUAAGGAUUAUAAUUGACUUGCCAAGUUGCAAGUUAUUGUCUGGUUUCUAACAUUUUCUGAAAUGGUGUAUAGUUAUUGCAUUCACAGAAACUUAAAUUUGAAUAAGAAUGUGUUUCUUUUAGGUAAAAAAAGGACAUUUUUGCAGUUUGAGGCAGUAGUUAUCACAGAGUUUCAGUGACUUUCUGGGUGCAGAUAAAAGAAAACUAAUUUGUUUCUUUACCCCAAGCUUUAGAAAAUAACAGAAAGACAUCAAAGCUGACAUUGCUGGCUUUCCAUUUUGUUUGUUGAGCAGAGCUCCUACUGACAAGUUUGUGGUUUUUCAUUUAAAGUAUACUGCUCAUUUCCAUAUGGGAACUUAUUUUCCAUUGUUUUGGGGACUUUUAAAUAAAGAACGCUGGUUUCUAGGUUGGAAUAUGUUUUUAAUUAUUCUUUUCUAGUAAAGAUUCCCUGUUUUCACAGUAAACAUCCUUGUAUAGGAGCUUUAAGCUUGUGGCCUUGAUCUUUAUUGAAGCCUUUUAUAUUGACUAUAAACUGGCCUGCAUCGCCCACAGGCCUGUUGCUGUAAACCAAAAUCAUUUUGCAGAAAUGCAUCGUAACCCAGAGCGGUGUUUAUGAUACAAACUAUAGAACACAGCCAAACCAGCUUGGCUCUUGCUGUGUGACUGUGAGCAAGCAGGAAGGAAGAGAAGCUGGAUCAGAAAAACAGAGCAUCAAUGAUUCCAAACUUGUUCAUGAUCAAAAGAAAUUUCUAGUUUUUCUUUUUUUUGUCAUUUUUCAUUGAAUUAAUAUUUAAUUAUAUUCAUUCAUUAAAUGGCAAA
This is a messenger RNA of Cheilinus undulatus (humphead wrasse), 5698 nucleotides long. RefSeq names its product ankyrin repeat domain 50-like (gene ankrd50l). The record is from RefSeq and is a predicted model, not a curated record. NCBI's taxonomy places the organism in Eukaryota, Metazoa, Chordata, Actinopteri, Labriformes, Labridae. The transcript is spliced from 4 exons. Gene Ontology annotation, molecular function: protein binding. Bases 524 to 4669 code for a protein of 1381 amino acids.